Microbotryum saponariae is the source of this 632-nucleotide messenger RNA. Lineage: Eukaryota; Fungi; Basidiomycota; Microbotryomycetes; Microbotryales; Microbotryaceae. The record is from the annotation of a GenBank genome assembly.
AUGGUCUCGUCAAACCACGAGGCUUGGGCAUCUCGUCUUGUUGAAGCUGAGUUCGCUCUUAACUCUUCUGUUGCUGUGUCCACGUCGCUGUCGGCUUUUGAGGCAACCUACGGCUACCUUCCUCGACGUUGGCCCUCGGAUUCCUGGUCUGUCUCGGACGUCCCUCGUGCGGAAGCGUUUGCUCGGAUCCGACAAUUACGGAACCUUGACGUGACGGAUGCGAUCAUUGGAGCACGCCUCAACCAGUCCCAUCAGGCAGCAUCGACGCCCAGACGACCCGCCUUUCGGACCGGCAGUUACGUCUAUCUUUCGACAAAGAACCUGGCAGUUCCUGACGGCAUGAAGUCGAAGUUGUUGCCGUACAUCGGCCCUUCCGUAUCCGAGCGGCCAUCCCUGCGACGUCCAGCUACGACCUCGAGCUCCCUCCAGCGAUGUCGCGAGUGCACAAUCGUUUCCAUGCUCGACUGCUUCGGCCUUGCGUUGAGAAUGAUGCUGAAAGGUUCCUGGGCGUGACCCCAGUUCUUUUUGUCGAAGACGUAGCCGACGCAGCCGACAAUUCUGCGAUUCCGGAACGGAUUGUUCGCGAUCGGCGGAACGCUCGGGGCGCUCGUUCGUUUUGGUUCGAUGGGUAG